AUGCGGCUCUUCAGGGCUUCUCCAUCCACAGCUCGGCACCUGUACCUCCGCGGCGGUGCUGGAGUAGGCUCCAUGACCAAGAUCUACGGGGGCCGCCAGCGCAAUGGCGUGAUGCCCAGCCACUUCAGCCGCGGUUCCAAGAGUGUUGCGAGGAGAGUCCUUCAAGCUCUGGAAGGGCUCAAGAUGGUGGAGAAAGACCAGGACGGAGGUCGCAAACUGACUCCGCAGGGGCAGAGAGAUCUGGACAGGAUUGCUGGACAGGUGGCAGCCGCAAGCAAGAAACAUUAAAAUGAGCUGCCGUUGAAAAAUAAAAAUUCCUUGUUUACUGAC
Molecule: messenger RNA, 330 nt
Organism: Sphaerodactylus townsendi
Lineage: Eukaryota; Metazoa; Chordata; Lepidosauria; Squamata; Sphaerodactylidae
Gene: RPS19
Product: ribosomal protein S19
Exons: 4
Coding region: 1-288 (95 amino acids)
Biological process (GO): translation; ribosomal small subunit assembly
Cellular component (GO): ribosome; cytosolic small ribosomal subunit
Molecular function (GO): RNA binding; structural constituent of ribosome
Source: RefSeq, a predicted model, not a curated record